Schizophyllum commune H4-8 is the source of this 774-nucleotide messenger RNA. RefSeq lists its product as uncharacterized. Bases 1 to 774 code for a protein of 257 amino acids. The transcript is spliced from 9 exons. NCBI's taxonomy places the organism in Eukaryota, Fungi, Basidiomycota, Agaricomycetes, Agaricales, Schizophyllaceae. The record is from RefSeq and is a predicted model, not a curated record.
AUGUCGUUGCCUCGGCCCCCCUCGACGACCAACAGCAACGCCCCUCACGAUUCGAGCUACCUCCCCCUCCAUCUAGGCCCUUCACUCGGGUCACUCCGACUGCACGCGACGACGCGGGGGCGCCUAUGCACCAUCUUCAGGAGGAGGAAGGACCCCCAGUUCGGUCGUGAUACCGAAGAGAGACUGUGCCUUUUCCUUGAACCUCCCACCGCCGAGGGCGUGCACGCGCUCUCUGGGGUGGACGAUUCGACGGAUGAGGGGCCUCCUCCCCCCUUUCGAGGGCACAAACCACGCGGGAAGGCCCUUUUCUACGAGGAGGGGCACAUCCGCGGGAAUGUGGCGGACCGCACGGUUCGGGGAGAGAGGAUCCAAGGGGGGAGGGCCGGCCCCCUAGCUACUUUUCGGACGAAGACGAGCCGCCGGCGGCCUGCGCGCGCUCCCUUGGCGAAGGAUGUGAUGAGGCUUUCGCGUACCCCAAAACCCUCGGAGGCGCGGGCUCCUUCGGAGAGCGACGCGAAGAGGGUAACCACCUUUUCAGCGAGCCCGAGCGGCCGAGGGCGCGCGGGGGAUUACUCCGUGGAGGGGCGAAGGGGUGGGGUGCCCCUUCUGUCCCUCAAGCAAAGGCGCAAUACCUCGCACCCCCGCUCUCAAAGACGCUCACGAGGCGCGGACGGCGCGUUGAGAGGGGGAGGGGGAGGCGCACCUUCCCCUCCCCCUGAUAUUUUUUGGCCCCUUGGAGAGUGCGCUCCCUCUUUCGAGGGAGGGGUGCGAUGA